AACAAAAAAGUCAAGUCAACCCAAACAACUAACAUAGUACUCUGGAACUGAUUCUAAGCAUGAAUACGACAUCUUUGCUCGAACCUCUUCCCCUCAGUUGCUAAGAACUCCAUCAACAAUCAUGUCUCCAAAUCCUUCCUUCAUCUCUCUCCUCUUUCUCCUCGUCUCUCUUCCUCUCUCUUCAAGCGACCUCGCCAAGCCCGGCUGCCCGACCAAAUGCGGCAACGUAGCGGUCCCAUACCCCUUCGGAAUCGGCGAAGGCUCAGGCUGCUCCUUCGACAAGCUGUUCGAGGUCACCUGCAACGACUCAUUCGCCCCUCCAAGGCUGUUCGUCCCCGCAGCCGACAUCGAGAUCGUCGAGAUACGGAACGACACCGUCCGGAUCAAGAACAUGAUAGCCUCAGCCUGCUACGACCCGAUUGGGCGCGUCACCAGCACGAGCGCAGCUUCCAUCAAUCUCGCCGACACGCCCUUUUCCGUCUCCGAUGCUAACAUGCUGACUCUCGUCGGCUGCGACGACGUCUUUCUGAUGCUGGGAUACAUGGGGCGGAACUUCAGCAGCGGCUGCGCUUCUCUCUGCUCCAACAAAGAGGAUUUGAUCGAAGGCGAGUGCAGCGGCAUUGGAUGCGCGCAGAGCAACAUUCCCAAGGGAUUCAGAGCGUUCGUCUCCAGCAUUCGCUCCCUCCAGAACCAUGUCAAUAUAUCCUCGUUUGAUCCGUGCGGCUACGCGUUUCUUGGUGAUCCGGAGAGCUUCGUCUUCAGCGCAUCCGACCUCAGUGAUCCGAGCUUCUUGAACAGGACUAGAGAUAAUGUGCCCAUGAUUCUUGACUGGGAGAUUAAUGGAGUUGACAAUUGUAGCGCCUGUCAUGGAAAUACCAUCUGCGUUGACUCUGCUACUGGACUUGGAGGCUACAGGUGCAGCUGCUUGGAAGGUUACCAAGGCAAUCCUUAUCUCACUCCGGGGUGCACUGAUAUCGAUGAAUGUAGGGGCAAUCCUUGUGAUCCAAAUGGGAUUUGCACGAAUCUUGGUGGCAGUUAUAGUUGUUCCUGCAGAAAGGGAUUUCGAGGUGAUGGUGUGAAAGAUGGAAAGGGUUGCAUAGCUAAGAGCAAGUCACAAACCACCAAAUUAUCUUUAGGUAUUGGGUUUGGGUUUUUGACUAUGAUAGUUGGCAUAAUUGUUCUAAUUCUUGGCAUGAAGAAAAGGAAGGUUAUCAAACAAAGAGAAAAGUUCUUCCAACAGAAUGGAGGGGCACUCUUGAAUCAACAGCUUUCCUCAAAUGAAACUAGCGUGAAAUCAACCAAGAUCUUCACAGCUGCAGAACUUGAGAAGGCCACCAACAACUACGCAGAGGAUCGCGUACUAGGAAAGGGCGGUUAUGGCACGGUCUACAAAGGGAUCCUCCACGACCAUCAAGUUGUUGCAGUUAAGAAGUCCAAGGUAAUGGAUCAAACUCAGAUAGAGCAGUUCAUCAAUGAGGUCAUCAUCUUGACACAAAUCAACCACCGCAAUGUUGUCAAACUGUUGGGAUGUUGUCUGGAAACAGAAGUCCCUCUUUUGGUGUAUGAAUUUGUUUCAAACGAUACACUUUUCCACCACAUCCAUCACAGUGGAGGAAUGCCUUGGUUUUCAUGGGACAGUCGUCUGAGAAUCGCGGCUGAGGCUGCUGGUGCAUUGUCCUAUCUUCACUCUUCAGCUGGAAUGCCUAUUAUCCACAGAGAUGUCAAAUCUCCAAACAUAUUGCUGGAUGAAUACUACACAGCUAAGAUUGCAGAUUUCGGAGCAUCAAGAUUGGUUCCCAUUAAUCAAACAAUGGUUUCCACUCUAGUCCAAGGCACCUUAGGUUACUUGGACCCAGAGUACUUCCACACGGGCCAGUUAACAGAGAAGAGCGACGUCUACAGCUUUGGGGUUGUCCUGGCCGAGCUCAUGACAACCCGGAAGCCCCUUUCCACCACGAAGAACGACCAAGAAAAGAGCCUCGCUACUUUCUUUGUCGUGGCGCUGAAAGAGGAUCGUCUGUUCCAAAUAGUGGAUCCUCGCGUGCUGAGGGAAGGGAGCAUGAAGCAGAUACAAGAGGUGGCCGAGUUGGUGAAGAGAUGUUUGAAGAUGAACAGUGAGAAUAGGCCUACGAUGAAGGAAGUGGCGAUGGAACUCGAGGGCUUAAGGAAGCUCAGCAAACAUCCUUGGACUCAACAACAAGCUGAAGAGGAAGUUGUUCCAUUGAUGAUCGAGCAGUCUGAUUUGUAUGCAGUGCCAAUGAGUUCUGGUUUUACUACAAAUGAGUAUUCUCGAAAUCAUUUGGACAGCCGUAUGAUCCAUCCAAUCAGCAGCCCUCGCUGAGCAAUGCUGGUUUUUCAGUUGAUGUAUUUUUACAGUUUUUUGUGACUGUUUUUGUUUUACUACAAACCUUAUGUUUGUUUUCCCCCUAAAAAAAAAACCUUAUGUUUUGUUUUAUUUAACCUUACUUUUUUGCUUCUGUACGUUUUCUUUGUAGUUCGGUUUUAUUUACCUUUACUUGUUAUUAAUGUAAUCAUAUUAAAAUUAA
Salvia miltiorrhiza (redroot sage) is the source of this 2546-nucleotide messenger RNA. RefSeq names its product wall-associated receptor kinase 2-like. Gene Ontology annotation, biological process: cell surface receptor signaling pathway; protein phosphorylation. The record is from RefSeq and is a predicted model, not a curated record. NCBI's taxonomy places the organism in Eukaryota, Viridiplantae, Streptophyta, Magnoliopsida, Lamiales, Lamiaceae. Gene Ontology annotation, molecular function: calcium ion binding; protein serine/threonine kinase activity; ATP binding. Gene Ontology annotation, cellular component: plasma membrane. The transcript has 3 exons. Bases 122 to 2341 code for a protein of 739 amino acids.